AUGAGCUUUGGGUUAGAGCCGCCCGGCCAGGCCCGGGAGCGGCUGGACAUGGCCACGUACUGCGACGGCUUGGGGGUCUGCCCGGCCCCGCACAGCCAGGCCCGGGCAGCCUCGCACCCGACGGGCUACGGGCGCAGGGACCCGGGCGCAGCGGGCGCUGGCCCGCGCCUGUGGCUGAACGCGCCGGCUCUCGGCCCCGCGCCCUGUGCGCCGGCGGGGCCCUCACCGCCCUGCGCGCCCCCCAGCUACGCCGCCCCGGGCCCGCUCCUGGGCGCCCCCGGCGGCCUGGCGGGCGCAGACCUGGCCUGGCUGGGCCUCCCCGGGCAGCAGGAGCUGCUGAGGCUGGUGCGGCCGCCCUACUCCUACUCGGCGCUCAUCGCCAUGGCCAUCCAGAGCGCGCCGCUGCGCAGGCUGACGCUCAGCCAGAUCUACCAGUUCGUGGCCGGCAACUUCCCCUUCUACCGGCGCAGCCAGGCGGGCUGGCAGAACUCCAUCCGCCACAACCUCUCGCUCAACGACUGCUUCAGGAAGGUGCCCCGCGACGAGGGCGACCCAGGCAAAGGCAACUACUGGACCCUGGACCCCAACUGCGAGAAGAUGUUCGACAACGGGAACUUCCGACGGAAGCGGAGGAGGCGCGGGGAGGCGGGCGCGGCGCUCCCGGGAGCCCGGGGUCCGCGAGUUGCGGGGGCGCCGGUGCUGGACGCCCUGGGCGCGGGGUCCCCGGACCCGCAGGCCCCCGCGUCCCCAUCGGCUUCCGAGGCGGCCGCCUGCUUCUCCAGCUUCGCCUCGGCCAUGGGCGCCCUGGCUGGCGGCCUGGGCGCCUUCCCCGGGGGCUUGGCGGGCGACCUUUCUUUCCGGAGACCCACGGCGGCGGCGGCGGCUGACGGCCCCCAGCCCCCGGGCCCCUCGCCAGGCUCGGCCGCCCGCUUCAGGGCCAGUCACUUGGUCUACAGCCGGGAAGGGACGGAAGUCUGA
This is a messenger RNA of Eptesicus fuscus (big brown bat), 978 nucleotides long. RefSeq names its product forkhead box I2 (gene FOXI2). Lineage: Eukaryota; Metazoa; Chordata; Mammalia; Chiroptera; Vespertilionidae. Gene Ontology annotation, biological process: regulation of transcription by RNA polymerase II; anatomical structure morphogenesis; cell differentiation. Gene Ontology annotation, molecular function: DNA-binding transcription factor activity, RNA polymerase II-specific; RNA polymerase II cis-regulatory region sequence-specific DNA binding. The record is from RefSeq and is a predicted model, not a curated record.